AUGUCUGAUACCACCGUCAAAGUUCCCAAAAGGCGGGCGUCAACUCCUCGAAGCAAGAAAGGAUGUAUUACUUGCAAGUACGUAUGCCUGUUAGCUAGGUUACCUGAUGUACUAACUACUCGCGCUAAUACACCUCCCCGCUUAGAAUCCGGAGACUCAAAUGCGGAGAGGAGAGGCCUGGUAAGCCCUGCAACUUUUAUUUAUAUCCCCAAACACUUCAAAAUAAAACUCACACGGCAAAUAUAGGCUGUGUUCGAUGUGCAAAGUCUGGAUGGACCUGUGACGGAUACCAGGACACAGAAAUUUCUUCCAUCCCAGUCCCAAGCAGUAGCAGCAGCAACAAUGCUACACUCACUCCGUUGCUCCCUCGGUCUUCCUCCAAUAGAUCUGUAAAAUCAACCAGCUCCGCCCGGUCUAUUGAGCCUCGAUCUAGAUCUCCAAGCUUGGUAAGACUGGCAAGAAGUCCGAGUUACCAGCCUCAAGCAUCAGUUCAACUCGAGCAUCAAGAAUUGCAAUACUUCCAAGCCUUUGUCGACGAAAAUUCCAUUAGUCUCUUGCUCGAAAGCUGCUACUUUUGGAAAAGCGCGGCUGUUGCAGAGAGCAAAUCGAACCCCUGUAUCCGGCAUGCUCUCGUAGCUUUGGGAGCUCUAAUUACGAGUGCACAAAAGUCCCCAGAUGACACUUAUUUCAUUAGCAACGAUUCUGCUGAAGAUGGCCCGAGACAAUUCGCUCUACUACAGCACGAGAAAGCGAUCCGCUGUCUUCGGGAGGCAAUUUCCAACCAGAACCAAAACGACACCUUCAGCAUCAUUCUUUCGUGUCUUGUACUCGUUAGGUUGGAAUCCUUUAUCGGAAACGGUGGGUUUGUAAUGCAGCAUCUCCGGUAUGCUCGUAAGCUUGUCUUUAAAGAAAACCGAGAAGGACAAUACCCAACAAACCUUUCACUCUUGGGUGGCCGUGAGGAGGGUCUCAAUGAAGUUGUCAUGCGAAUGUUUUUUCAUUCUGAUUUGCAAGCCCUAGCAAUCAUGGGUCCUGCAGAUGAGGAUAGAUCGAUGGUAAUCAUGGACUCGCAGACCUCAGACUUUUCAGUUCCGUUAAUAUUCAGAGACUUGCGAGAGGCAAAGCGAUAUUAUACCUUUUUCUGUGAAGAGGGUUACAUGUUUUGGUAUCGCAACUCCCUCACGCUGCCUGGUACUUCCUGGGAAGCAAUUCCGCAGUUUACAAUAGCUUUACGCGACCAUCUCAUUCGUCAACUACACUUAUUUCUCUCUGCCCUAAGUCUUUUCGUAGGGAGGGAACCAGAUAAUCAAAGCUGCCAUCCAUUGCGAAAGCCAUCUUCAUUAAAGCUCGGCGUUGCGACCUUGGUAGUUCUGCUAACACUGACUCUGAACUCGAUGGAGACAGCUGUAGAUGUGUUACAACCACACUUUCAGUAUAUGGUCAAUACCUGCCGAGAGGUUCUGGAUUACGAAGCAAGAUUCCAUCAAAACUCUGGUAUACUCUCUAAGCCUAAAGGUUAUUGUUCAUACUGAUGGUUGUAUCUUUAGUUAAACAGAUAUUCUCGUUUGAGUGUCGCGUGGUCGGCCCCUUGUUUGUGGCUGCAACCAAGUGCCGCGAUGGCAACCUUCGUCGACAAGCCAUCUCCCUUCUUCUAUCCUCCCACCGAAGAGAAAUGAUGAUGGAUUCGCUUGUCAUGGGUAGUCUCGCAAAUUGGAUUAUGACGAUUGAAGAAGAAGGCAUGGAUGUGAUUGGAUUUAUUCCUGAUGAGAGUCGCGCCUGGGGUCAAUCUAUGUCGAUAGAUUUACGAAGAAAGGUCGUGAUUGCCAAAUGCGGCGUUGGGAGAAAGGCGCCCGGUCAGUGGAUUGAGAGAAUCACUGAACUGCCUGUUGGUCAGUAUUUGGAUUAG
Molecule: messenger RNA, 1906 nt
Organism: Hymenoscyphus albidus
Lineage: Eukaryota; Fungi; Ascomycota; Leotiomycetes; Helotiales; Helotiaceae
Source: the annotation of a GenBank genome assembly